This is a messenger RNA of Leptopilina heterotoma, 1642 nucleotides long. RefSeq names its product cell wall protein IFF6-like. The transcript has 4 exons. Lineage: Eukaryota; Metazoa; Arthropoda; Insecta; Hymenoptera; Figitidae. The record is from RefSeq and is a predicted model, not a curated record. Bases 527 to 1642 code for a protein of 371 amino acids.
AAUAAUCAAAAUGUUUUCUAUAUAUCUUAUACCUUCGUCAGUUAUCUCGCUUUCGUCACUAUGAAUAUUCACAUUAGAAUUAUCGCUUAUUGAGGCUUCAUUAUCUCCAAUACCAUCAGUCUAAAUAUAAAAAAUCACCGCUUAAUUUCUAAAAACAGGAAAACAUGGAUUUGGCUCUCAAAAUUUUACAUACACUUACUGAAUUAGAAAAAUCUGAAAAAUCUGAAUCUUCGGUUAAAUCGUUGGCAAUUCGCAAUUGCGUUUUUCUGCUAAAUAAUUCAAAAUCUCGAACUCGUGGCAUUUUAAAGCAAAAGAUUACAAAUUGACUUUAUUAAUGCAAAUUGAAAUUUCAAAAAAAUUCGAUUCGAUUUAAUUUGACAUUGACUUGAUGAAAUUAGCGGCGAAACAAAGGCAGUUUGAUUUUUAAAAAACAUAUGUAAGUCUAUAUGUUACGUUGCCCUUGACAACGAAGUUUCGUGAACGAGAUUUGACAGCAUUGAAAUAUAGGCAGCUUCACUUUGACAUAAUGGAAACAAAAAUGUAUAUGCUCGUGCAAUGGGUAAAAAAGCCAAAUGAAGUGACAGUAAUGGAGGAAACUGAAAGCGCAAAAGAAAUAAAUGAGGGAGAAAUAUUUGAUAUUGACUAUCCGAAAAAAGGAGUUUUUAAAGCAACUCUUCUUCAAAGGAGUGAGUCAAAAGACUUUUUAGAAAAAAUGAGCAGAAAUGUAAAUAGAGACGGGACCACGACUGAACAGAAGAAAAAUAGAAAUGUCAGAAAAGUAAAAACUCAAUCCACGAAGGAGAAGGCUCAAUUAAAAUUAAAAACGAAGAUGAGAGAGCAAACAAAAUCAGUUUUAGAAAAAAAAAUUUCAUCACUGCACCCAAUUUGUGAGGAUGCAGAUAAGAAAACCGCUAAUAAAAGUGUGAGUGUGAAGAAUAAAGAAAAAUUAGAAUUAGAAAAUCAAAUGAAAAGGGACGAAGCUCAUUUAGCACUGAAGAGAAAAAAGAAUGUUAAGAUGAAUAAGACUGAUGAAAAACAAAUCUCCAAAAUGUUCUCAAUUGUAGAAUCUCCUUCAACAUCGAUAUUGCCUACAACUUCUGUGUUACGUUCAACUUCCAAAUCACCUUCAACUUCUGAAUCGCCUUCAUCAACUGAAUCACCUUUUACUAUUGAAUCGCCUUCAAUUAUUGAAUCGUCUUCAACUACUGAAUCGCCUUCAACUAUUGAAUCGCCUUCAACCACUGAAUCGCCUUCAACUACUGAAUCGCCUUCAACUACUGAAUUUAAUUUAACAUCGAAAUUGACCUCAAUUUCCGCAUUAAAUUCAACUUUCAAAUCGACUUCAAAUUCAAAAUCGUCAUUAAGCUUCAAAUUGCCCCAAAAAACAAAAUUAGUUUUAACUUCUACACCACCUUUAACGUCAAAAUUGUCCUCAACUUCCAAAUUACAUGCAACUUUAAAUUUAGCAUCAAACUCCAAAAAGUCUACAAAGUCAAAAUUUUCUUCCGAAUCAUCUACAACUUCCGAACAGCUAUCAAAUUCCGGUAAUACAAACGAAGAUUCUCAAAAUAAUACCACACAACAUGAGAAAUCAAUUAAUUUGCUCUUCGAUGAACUGAAAGCAAAAUGUAAGAAAAAAUGA